CUUGCUAAUACAGUAUACAUUCAAACUUUUUACCUGGGCGUCGCUUUACCUGCAUUACGUGUGGCUCACCGUGAGGACAGAGAAUUAAUUCAAAAAGAGGGCAGCUUUAAUGAAGGUCUUUGAAAUUUCUGCUUGGAUGCUUUACUGUGAAAACCUGUUCAACACUCAAAUCAUAUAGCAUCAUAUUAAGAUGAUGGAUUGGAGUAUCCCAAUUACGGCAGUUCUCCUGUUUUUUUCUUGUCUUGGUGAUGCUGCUAACAGUUGUUCCAGUGAUUCCUUAAACUUGAUGGGUUUUAAUGAGUCAAAAUACAUCUCAAGUCCAAGUGCAGAUAAUGUAGUCCUUACCCAGAUGACCCAUUCUUUUCUUGCCUUGGUCCAACCUAAUAAAUUUCCUACAGAUUUUGUUAUUAGCCUUGUGAAUAACGCCCAGCUUUUCAUAGAGAAGUCAGCAAUAGAAAAGAUCUUAAAGUACAUGGUGGGAUUUUUGGUUUGUGUUGUCGUUGGAGUUUUGUACAUUGUGCUUGUCCCUGUGAUUGGAUGUUGCUUCUCAUGUUGCCGCUGCUGUGACAACUGUGGUGGUAGAAUGUACCAAAAACAAACUGAAAGGACAAACUGCAAAAGAAAGGGGUUCUACUGGACAUUAUGGGCAAUAACACUGAUGAUCCUAGUGGGAAAUAUCAUUAUGUUCUGUAGCAGCAACAGCUUUUCAAAAGGCAUUAGCACCAGUCCUGAGUUGAUUAACAUUACUGCAUCAAAUCUGAAUAUUUUUCUGAACAAUAUUCCAAAGGAGAUCAACUAUCUAAUUGAGGAAAGCUCCCAGCCUGUAAAUAAAGUAAAUAGCAGUGUAAAUGAUAUUGGCCCUAUACUUAUUGACAUGAUGUUGGAAAAUUUGGGGGACAGUGUAAAUGCUGCAAAGGACUCGUUGAUAAAACUGAAUAAUGUUUCCAUCAACAUUGGAGUUCAACUUGAAAACUUGAGCAACAUUUCUAUGAAGUUCAGGCAAAACCAGGAUGUGCUAGAGACAAAUCUGACGAACAUCCGAACACAAAUCAAUUCAACAUUGAACAAUCCUGACUGCAGCGUUUGUCUGGUAGAAGGAAGAAAUAUUUUGGAUAAACUCGUGCCUGUUACAGUCUUUCCGGUGUUGCCAUCCUUUAAUGACGAAAUGAAUGCCAUUAAUGAAGUCAAGAAAGCUGACCUGCCAUCUACUUUAAAUAAGAGUAUGGCUUCAGUUCAGAAGGAAUUAGAAAAUACUACUUCUAAUCUUGUAUCAGGGGUGCAACAUGAGCUUUCUACUAUUAAAGGGAAAAUUCAAAGUGUAUCUCAAAAUAUCCCACUGACCAGCAUCUCCAACAUAACUAGUGAAAUUAGCCAAAUUGCCAUCAAAGUGAACAACUACAUUCCAGUAAUUUCUAAGGCAAGCAAUUACAGCAAUACUAUUGGAAUCAUCUUAAGUUGUUUAAUAUUGUUGAUUGUACUAUGCAAUAUUAUGGGACUCCUUCUGGGACCAUUGACACUGAAGUCCAGUGCAGACCCCACAGAGCGAACAAGUGGUGCCAACUGUGGCGGAACAUUUUUUAUGGCAGGCGCUGGUUUAAGUUUUCUUUACUCCUGGCUUCUUAUGGUGAUUGUACUCAUCCUGUUUCUUUUGGGAGGAAGUGCUUACACAUUGAUAUGCAGACCUUGGCAGAACAAUGAACUUCUUCAGUUGAUUGAUACUCCUGGUGUUAUUCCUGAUUUCAACAUCUCUCAAAUGUUGGGUUUAGACACAAAUUUGGAGAUUUCACAGAUUUAUAAUGACUGUAAGAAUAACUCAGCAUUAUGGUCCGUUUUACAACUGGGAAAGAAGACUGACCUGAAUGAAAUUUUAAAUAUCAGUAAGUACACUGCUGGAAUCAAAGAUGAAUUUAACAAAACAAACUUAAACGUGCCAAAAAUAACAUUUCUCAGUGACAAUGUACGAGCUUCUAUGGACAAUUUCACAACGCAGAUUGGAAAGAUUGACUUUACUCCAUUUAUGGAACAGAUAAAUAAGAAUUUCACAGCUGGAGAGUUGGAUGAUGCUGCAAAAUCUCUGGAAACACUUGCAUCAAAAGUUAAUAAUCAAGCUGUAAAAAACCAACUGAUCAAUGAAGCAAAGGAUUUGAGAAAUUUACAAAACUGGACUUAUUCACAAUUAAUGACAUAUAAGGUAGUCCUGAAUAAAACUGUACAACAACUGAACACAUCUGCUGCUUCAGUCCCAGCUAUUAUUAAUGCUACCAUUCAAAACGCACUAAACGCUCAGGAUAUAUUAAACCAAAAUGGAUCAUCAAUUUUGAAAGCUGAAAGUCGAGAGUUUUUGGAUUGUCAGCUAGGAUAUUUCCAGACAUACCUGACAUGGGUACAAAAAACAGUCACUCAAGAUGUUGCCCGUUGCAAACCUUUUACCAAUGCUGUGGAUUCUAUUGAGACAGUUGUCUGUAAAAAUGUUGUUAACUCCUUGAAUGCAUUUUGGUACAGCUUAGGGUGGUGCUUGAUGUUUCUCUUGCCAAGCAUUAUUGUAUCUGUUAAACUUGCCAAGUUCUACAGGAGAAUGAAAUAUACAGAUAGUUAUGAAGACCCAAGUCCACGCAUAGAGAUGACUCCUGUUAUGAUGUACACUAAUUCCAUGCUACCAGUGAAGACAUAGAAGUGAAUAUGGUGAAGGAAGACAUGGAAAUCCUUUUGCACAGGCUUAAGACAUGACAAUAUGUGGUUUCAUUCUACUAAUUUCAGUAUAAAGUGCUGGUUCAGUUUUAAAAUAAAACAACUGUUUUGUUAAUAUCUGGUUUAGAUAAAUUAAAUGUAAAAUGUGAAUUGCAAACAAUUUACUGUACAUCCUGCUUCCUCACCUUGAAAAUGUUGUAAUUUCCUUACUAUAUCAGUCAUUACCUAUGUCAUCAGUCAUUUUCCAACCUGUUUAGUCCUGAACAGGGUUGCAGGGAUUUGCUGGAGCCUGUCUCAGCUAGUAUAGGGUGCAAGGCAGGAACAAUCCCUGGACCGGGUGCCUGACCAUUGCAGGACAAACUCACACACACACACACUAACCACACAUUAAGGCCAAUUUAGGUUCGCCGGUUCACCUAAACUGCAUUUCUUUGAACUGUAGAAGGAGAACAUGCAAACUCCAUGCGGGAAGGACCCGGGACGCAAAGCUGUCUCUCCUUACUGAGAGGCCGUAGCGCUACCACUGCACCACCAUGAUACCCUCAUUACUUAUGACAUUGCUAAAUUUUAUUUCACAAAAGCGAGAAACUGAUAAAGUCAGUUAAAUCAUUCCAGCCAUGUUAGUGUUCAACAGUAAAAUUCCACCAAUAAAAAUAAUAAACACUCGUAGAUUUCAUACUUUUUCUGUUCUGUGUUUAACAUAACAGACAAUUUCUCUUUUCUUUGCUGUAACUCUGUGAGUGGCUGUGGUUCAGCAGAUAGUAAGCAAUUCUAAACUAUGAGGUGAGUUAUUGCCAAUUUCUUUACUUAAUCUUAUUUAUUGCAGUUUGGCGAAUAAAAAAUAAUCACUAAAAAUAAUCAUUAAAGCAGAGUUCUAUUUAUUCAGCAAAUGAUUGUACUGUUGAAGGAAAACAUAGAUUUAUUUAAGUAUAGUGUAUUGUUAUUUUUGAUAGCUUCUUUUACAUAAUCGUACUAAAACUAGUGUGUUUUCAGUGGUGCUAGGGUGACAUCUGCAGGACAGGCUACCACAGUCAUCAGAAAAACUGGAUUAAGGAUUGUUGAAUCAUUUAUAGUAACUACUUUGGCUCCCUGUAAUGCACUGUACAAGCAGAAUAGAAAAUGGAUAGAUGGCUUAUUUUUAAUAGUACUAAGCAAAUCAUGCAGAAACACCGUUUGCACACAAGAGGAUUCACUGAAGGAAAUCUGAAACUGUAACAUAGAACUGAAACAUUUCUGAGAAAAGUGCCAGUCUUUACUGUUCCUGUGUGUGUGUGUGUGUGUGUUUGUGUUUGUGUGAGGAUGUGCUCAUCCUGUGAUGGGACCUUCCUAAUAUAUUCUGAUUUAUUUGCAAAAUGAGAUGUGCAAUAUUAUAUUGUUUCAAGUAAUAAUUGUCAAAGCCAGUUUUAUCCACCAAAAACACUAAAGUACACUAUCAGUAAACAAAAGCAUCAUUUGUUCAUUUAUUUUAUAUGGCAUAAGUGUAACUGGAAUUUUUUCCCUGUAUUAUUUGUUUUUUUUUUUACUGGUUAAACAAAUGAUUCUUGUUUUUUUUGUGGUCUGUCAAAUUAAAAUGAUUUAACAAUGUAUUGUAUUAGGCAACUUUAAAUAAGUUUUUAUUUUUACAGAAUACCUUUGAUAUUACCAUAGUAAGAAAAGGAAAAUUUGACUUAAUUUUCAUUAUCUUUAUUUUCAGGAUUUACAAAUAAAAAAAUGUUGAAUAUAUACACUGAAUGUGAUAUUUAAAACCAAAGUAUUAUAUUUUGCACCACUGAAGUAGAAAGAAAAUUAAACUAGUAAGAUUGAUUUACAAAGAUAUUUAGCUUAAACAAAAAUUCAUAUUAAUAAGACUUGUUAUUGCUUUUAAUGAAGAUAAAACAGGUGUAAUUUUCCUUGAUUAAAGUGUAUCCUGACAAAAGUUAUACACCAGUCAGCAUCUUCAUGCAAACAUUUGUUGGGCUGUUGGGAGGAAAAGUAUUUGUUUUUGACAAAACUACCAUGCAUUUUUCACAAAAUCAAAGUGGCACCAAGAAUAAUGGAUCAUACCAGACAUACAGGUCUUUCCUCAGUGGAUGUAUUUUACUAAUUUUUAUGUAAAACCAACUGUUUUUACUUUUGAAAGAUAUUUGUAUUUAUGAAAAUAAUCUUUUUGAGAAGUGCAUAGCAAAUGUAUGUAUGUAAUUAAAUAAUUGAAUAUUGUAAAUUAUUAUUUUUAUAGUACU
Polypterus senegalus (gray bichir) is the source of this 4907-nucleotide messenger RNA. It is a transcript of the gene prom2, whose product is annotated as prominin 2. NCBI's taxonomy places the organism in Eukaryota, Metazoa, Chordata, Cladistia, Polypteriformes, Polypteridae. Gene Ontology annotation, molecular function: cholesterol binding. Bases 191 to 2671 code for a protein of 826 amino acids. The record is from RefSeq and is a predicted model, not a curated record. Gene Ontology annotation, cellular component: prominosome; cell surface; cilium. The transcript is spliced from 25 exons.